CCGCCCCUCCCGCCAUGUUCCGGCGGGAGCGCGGGGCGCAGGGAGCAUGCAGGGCGCGGAGCACCCCGGGCAGUGGGUGCUCAUUGCACCAGAGGCUGCUAUUGACACCCCUAAGACACCUGACAGUGAACCCGUGUUUACAAAACUGCGCAAUCCAAGCACAGGGGAAGCAACCCUUUACUUAUUCAAUAGUGGUGCUCAGCAGCUGUUUGAAGUAAAAGCUUUUCAUGAGGAAUGUCGUUCCUGGUUUAUAGGUCAGACUGUUCAACAAGAUGGGCGCCUGCUGUUUGUUACACCAAUGGACCCCUUAUUUCUGAUACUCUACUACCUCAUAAAGGCAGACAAAGAGCAGCAAGGAAAGUUCCAGCCACUUGAUCAAGUUGUGCUAGACCCAGAAUACCCUAGCUGCCCAUUGCUGCUGAAGUGUGAGAAUGUUAAACAGUACAUACAGCAUGUAACAGAAGAAAAAGAGAUUGGCAGUCAGAAAUUCCAUAAAUACAGCCAAGAGAAGACACUGAAGUGGUUAAAGAAAAAGGUUAAUCAAACAGUGAAAGCACUUAAAAGCAACAAUAUAUCAGUAGGUGAAAGAGUACUUGCAAGUACAUUUAUCAGCAGUAAACAGACCACAGAUACUGAAGAAGACUAUGUACGAUAUGCCCAUGGGUUAAUAUCGGAAUAUAUUCCUGAAGAUCUGAGUAAGGAAUUGUUAAAGUACUUAGGGCUCCCAGAACUCAGAAGCCCAGCAGCAGAGCCACCACUGAAGAUGCCUGCAAAAAGACACACAAAGAAGAAAUGAAAGGAACAUAAGGAGACUCGCUAAUAUUGUUUUAACUUGCCAUAAUCUCAAAGCUGCUUUUUAAAGGGAUUUUUUACGCACUUUCUGAAAAUAAAUGCUCAGAAUUAGACAUACCCUGUUCCAAGAAAAAGCAAAUCUCAGCAGAUUACCAUUGUUAAAUAUGCGGUGUGUUAAACAUAGACUGCUUCAGAUUUUAUAGCUUAGACACUAUUGGUCUAUCGGGCCCUUCCAGGAAAGCACUUACGAGCAUGCCUAAUGUUAAGCACAUGAGCAGUGAUCCUAAAGUCAGCAGUGUUGUUCGUAUGGAUAAGUGCUUUGCUGGAUCAGCGCCUGAAGUCUUGUUAGGUGCUGAGCAUCCUGAUCCAUAUCCAGAAAAGCACUUACAUACAUCCUUAUCUUGAAGUGGAAGAGCCAGUCUAAUUUUUGUGCAUUAGUGUUCACCGUAAAAUCUCUCUUGGCACAAUGACUCGUAUGCUUAAAAUUAAGCACCUGCCUAAGUAUUUUGCAAGGUCAGACUAACAGCAUCCUUGAGCAACUCUUAAAUACUUGAUUUUUAAUGAAUUCUCCUUUUUUUUUUAUUUACUCAUUUUUUAAUAUUUUAAUGGGCAUAAUCACAAGUUUUAGAAGCUGUAUAGCAAAAUGUGUUGUAUGCAGUUUCCUUCUUUCUUUGUCAGAAUCUAUCCAAAUUUAGCGAAGUGGCCUUUUUGGACUAGAAGUCUGAUUUUUAGAUAUAGAAUCACCCAAAAUUAAAAAAAAAAAAAAAAAAUGUUAGCUCUAAUUUUUUAGGACAUUUACAUUUUUUGAAAUAACUUCAUCGAGUUUGAUUUACAUGAUUUUAUCCAAAGAAGGUGUCACCUAGUCGGGUUGUGCAGACAGUCUGACUCUUAAAUGCUAAAGCUUCAAGUAGACAGUGUGUUCAGAAAGGCAGAUGGAGAAGCUGUAUGUUUUAUUUUACUUGUUUUAUUCUAAGGAUUGAAACCUUUAGAAAUGUGUACGAAGUAACAUGCACAUUUUGUAUUGGGAACUAAACCAAAACCUAUGUAAUCCUUCAGGUAAAAA
Molecule: messenger RNA, 1855 nt
Organism: Empidonax traillii (willow flycatcher)
Lineage: Eukaryota; Metazoa; Chordata; Aves; Passeriformes; Tyrannidae
Gene: RNASEH2B
Product: ribonuclease H2 subunit B
Exons: 10
Coding region: 47-796 (249 amino acids)
Biological process (GO): ribonucleotide metabolic process; RNA catabolic process
Cellular component (GO): nucleoplasm; ribonuclease H2 complex
Source: RefSeq, a predicted model, not a curated record